Carassius gibelio (silver crucian carp) is the source of this 2434-nucleotide messenger RNA. RefSeq names its product coenzyme Q10A (gene coq10a). The record is from RefSeq and is a predicted model, not a curated record. Gene Ontology annotation, biological process: ubiquinone biosynthetic process; cellular respiration. Gene Ontology annotation, molecular function: ubiquinone binding. Lineage: Eukaryota; Metazoa; Chordata; Actinopteri; Cypriniformes; Cyprinidae. Bases 193 to 942 code for a protein of 249 amino acids. Gene Ontology annotation, cellular component: mitochondrion. The transcript is spliced from 6 exons.
AUCAGAACAGUCUGUACCACACACCGGCAGCUUAUGAAAGCUUCACCGGUUUAACCCCAAUCGGUUUCAGCGCAAUCGCAGGCGAAAGGGCUAUUGUUUCAGUAGAUGAUUCUCUAGAAGUCGAAAUAUGAUUUUUGCACUUCCUCGGAUUUAACGCAUCGCGAAGACUGAAUAGGUGAAGCUCUGUCUUUGAUGGCCGUGUCAGGAAACGCCCGGCGGAUCCCGAUGGGUGUGCGGACAUUCAGUGAGUUUCUGGAAAUAGCGACGGUCGGACCGUGUCGCCCCAGCAGCCCGAAUAAAUACAGAGAGAGGAUACAGCACUGGCCCAUCAGACACCUGUCCUCCUGCGGGAUCUUGAUGACCCGUCAUCCGCGCGCCCUCUGUCUCUCGGAAGUGGAUUUGACUCCCACUCAUCACAGGAGAUCUUUCAUCAGCCUCACCAAUAAGAGAAAAGAGUAUUCCGAGAGGAGAAUACUAGGGUACUCAAUGCAAGAGAUGUAUGAUGUGGUAGCCAACGUGGAUGACUACAAACACUUUGUACCGUGGUGUAAAAAGUCCCAGACCAUCAUGAAAAGAGCCGGUCAUGCCAAAGCUCAGCUGGAAGUGGGCUUCCCUCCGGUUGUUGAGCGAUACACUUCAAUGAUAAGCCACGUCCGUCCACAUCUGGUCAAAGCGGUGUGUUCGGACGGUAAACUCUUCAACCAUUUAGAGACAAUUUGGCGGUUUAGUCCCGGUAUUCCUGGCUAUCCUCGCACAUGCACUGUAGACUUCUCUGUCUCGUUUGAGUUCCGUUCAUUGCUGCAUUCACAGUUAGCGACUGUGUUUUUCGACGAGGUGGUGAAGCAGAUGGUGGCGGCGUUUGAGCGGCGAGCGGGCAAACUCUACGGACCCGAGACGAGGAUACCCCGCGAGCUCAUGUUUCACGAGGUCCAUCAAACAUGAGGUGCACCUUCACACGGGACUCACCUGCAUCUGGAACUCCCAAAACUCUUUAGAUGGUUAUCACAUGAUAAAUCAGAUCCACUGGGAUGGUACGAUAGAUACCAUUUACUUACCCAAGAUUUCAGUUCACCAUCAAUUUUUUUGUUUGCUUUUUGACCGUGAAUGAAGAUGAAUUGAUUAUUGCAGCUCUGACAGGUAAGAUUUGAAAGUUGAGGUGAAGAACUUGGGCGUUUCAUUACGGUUUCAUCUUGUUUACUUUAUUGAGGCCAAAUCUGACUUAGUACUGAAGCUGAAAAUAAUAUUUUAGGUGAAAUCUGUCGCACACUGUUGAUUGCCACACAAAAUGGUUUCGAUUGGUACCUCAGCUUUUUAAAACAAACAAUAAAACAUGUACAGCACAGGCAUUGUUUACUUUCCCCUUGCAUUUGUGCAGCUGUUUAAUUUAUGGUUUUAAGUCAGUAUUUGUGGUAAUCAACAGCAUGCAAGGGCACAGAACAUCCCAGAAUAGUCCUUCUAAAAUGAAUCUUUAUAUAACUAGAUAUGAAUUCAAAUUGCUUGAAUAUGAUCCUGCUUACAGUGACCUGCUUGACUUCCACACUGCACUGAAUUUAUAAUAUUCAUCUCAAGAAGUCACACUCAGAGGUGUGUGACUCCAAACACGACUGUAAAUAUAAUAAAAAUGAAUUAUACAGUUAGAGUGUAUUUCUCUCGCCUAAAUAUUUAUCCUCACAGAUAACAAAAACAUUUGUAAAAGUAGUGGAUUGUAAAGAAGGAAUUGUAUUUAGCAUGCUUUUGCUUCCUUUGGAUGCAAACUCAGGGCUUUAGAGAAAUUCGAAGGAAAGAAAUAUACGGAUUCGGCCUGUUGUUCACUAAUCGUGAUCUUAGUGUGUGCCUGUUCAUGUAGACUGUGCCAUUUCUUAUUUGUUGGUACAUUAAUGUAUAAACACUACUGUAUGUUUGUCUAUUGUUUGUGAUUUCUUGAAAAGCUACAGUAUUAGCUGGCUAAGCUUCAGAUAAGCUACAGAUGCAUAGCAGACAUUUUUUGCUUUUUUUCAACAUUUUAUUUUAUGAGAUUUUCAGCCAUUCCAAAGCCUUAUCUAAGUGCUCAUGGCAUUUUUAAAUGACUUUAAGUAACGUGAUUUUCAAAAAUUGUCCAUUGAUCAUUUAUUUGUGCUGUAUCAAACGCCUGUCUAAAAGUCUUCCGUGGAAAUAGUCACCAUUCGUAGAUUUCUAGGAUCUAUCAUAUAAAGACUUUGUUAGAUGUCUGUUAAGUGAGAAUGUUUGGUUGAAGAACUGUGAAUAGGAACCAAAGAGAUGAGAAGUGCUUUAUAAGAGCAAGAAGAGCACAAUUCUAGGAACAAAUUCUCUCUGAAAUGAAUGUUGUGUGCUUGGUAAACCUUAAUUCUCUCUCAACAGGCCUGUCGUUAGUGUUUAUAACCUUGCACAAGCAUUUCUUUUCAUUUUAGAAUCUAUAAAUUUAUUUGCAAACUUC